Messenger RNA from Hemiscyllium ocellatum (epaulette shark), 1923 nucleotides. Its product is annotated as collagenase 3-like. Gene Ontology annotation, cellular component: extracellular matrix. Gene Ontology annotation, molecular function: zinc ion binding; metalloendopeptidase activity. The coding region runs from base 8 to 1444 and encodes 478 amino acids. The transcript is spliced from 10 exons. The record is from RefSeq and is a predicted model, not a curated record. Gene Ontology annotation, biological process: extracellular matrix organization; proteolysis; collagen catabolic process. Lineage: Eukaryota; Metazoa; Chordata; Chondrichthyes; Orectolobiformes; Hemiscylliidae.
GAACAGAAUGAUGAAUUGCCUUUGGUUUUCAGUUUUAUUUAUUGUACUUUAUGUUAAAUUUUCCUCCACUAUUCCACUACUUUCAGAAGUGGAGAAAAAUGAGCAGGACUGGCAAUUUGCAGAGACAUAUUUGAACAGAUUUUACAAGCUUGAAGACAGUUCACCAAAGUUUGCAAGAAAGCUGGAGAACUAUGUAUCAAAGAGGUCCCUAUCAGAUAAGAUUAAGAAAAUGCAAGAAUUCUUUGGUCUUCAGGUAACUGGGAAUCUGGAUUCGGCAACAAUGGAAGUCAUGGAAAAGCCUCGAUGUGGAGUCCCCGAUGUUGCUGAAUACAAUCUCUUUCCAAGAAAGAUUAAAUGGAAGAAAAACAAUAUCACAUACAGAAUCCUAAACUAUACUCCAGACAUUUCAUCCGUGGAUGUGGAUAAAGCAAUUAAGAAUGCAUUUAAGAUUUGGAGUGAUGUCACACCUUUAAAUUUCACAAAAAUUUACGAAGGAGAAGCUGAUAUUAUGAUCGCUUUCGGAGCUCAAGAACACGGUGAUAGUUAUCCCUUUGAUGGAGCUGAUGGAUUAUUGGCCCAUGCUUUCCCCCCUGCAGCAGGCAUUGGAGGUGACACACACUUCGAUGAAGAUGAGACCUGGACAAUGGGGUCAAAUGGUUAUAACUUGUUCCUUGUGGCUGCCCAUGAAUUUGGCCAUGCACUCGGACUGGCUCACUCUCGGGAUCCAGGUGCAUUAAUGUACCCGACCUACACUUAUACAAAUAUGGAUGAGUUUCGCCUUUCUUGGGAUGAUGUCAAGGGAAUCCAGGCUCUGUAUGGUAAAUCAAACAAAGUCAAUCCAAAACCCAGACCACCACCACCACAGACACCAGAGAAAUGUAAUCCAAACCUAUCCUUUGAUGCAGUUGCUGGGCUUCGGGGAGAAAUGAUGUUUUUCAAAGACAGGUUUUUCUGGAGAAGAAAUGUACAACUGCCUGAGGUUGAAUUGACUUUAAUUCGGUCAUUCUGGCCCAAGUUACCUGCACGGAUCGAUGCAGCCUAUGAAAACCAGGAGAGGGACUUCCUGGUUGUUAUUAAAGGGAACAGAUACUGGGCCAUCAAUGGCUAUGAUAUCAUGCCACGUUAUCCAAAGUACAUCUACCGAUUUGGUAUUCCGAAAUCCGUCAGGAAAAUCGAUGCAGCUGUACAUAUUGCGGAGACAUCAAAGACUCUAUUCUUUGCAGGAGACCGGUAUUGGAGUUAUGAUGAAAGGAAACGAGUGAUGGAUGAAGAUUCCCCACGCCUGAUAGCAGAUGACUGGCCAGGAAUCCCCGGGAGAGUGGAUGCAGCAUUUGCACAAGAUGGAUAUAUUUAUUUCUUCCAUGGAUCUACUCAGUUUCUGUUCAACAUCAGGGAGCAGCGAGUUCUUCAGGUGCACAGUAUCAACCAUUGGGUGGGCUGUUAGAGGGAGACGUAUUCAAGAUGAUCUUCCCUGCCUUUAACUGAUCCUCUACCACAUCAACAAAAGCAAUUAUUUGCUGGACUUGCAUUAACCUCAAAACCAUAUUCAACAAAUAUAAGAAAAACCUCAAAGUAUUUUUUAAUGAUUCUAGACAAUGCUGUUUUGAAGAACAAUUCCAAUUAUUAUAAACAGAUGUACUGUUUGAAGUAAUUUAUUUCUAAUGUUCAAUGUUAGUCACUUAUACAUGUUAUUUAUUAUAUUUCUAUAGAACAGAUUUAAUUUACAAAAUAUUUUUAAAUAUUUUAUGUUUUGAUAUUUAUACUGCAGUCCUGAUGUAUGUGCAGAGCAUCCAUGGUCAUGUGACAGAAGUAUUUUUAUUCAAUAUCUAAUUAUGUCAUCCUGCAUAUUCUUGAAUUACAUGCAGGGCUUUGUAACGAUAAAUGGUUCAUGAGUAAAUGAAGUGUCAGAAUAUUGUAAACCGA